UCUAGACGGAUUAUUUUGUAACAAAAUUAUUUAUUUUAGACGUUUUUACAAAUGUAAUGCAAUUAAAGUAAUUAGGGACCGUAAUAUGUUAGUGGAACAGCCGCAAGAGGUGAAGGAAGCGUCGGGGGACACCCAAGUAGAGAAAUGUAAGAGCCGGAGCCUAACCUACGCAAAAGGAGAUGUUGUAAUUCUUUACGAGAGCAAUGUAGAAGAAAAUGCAACGGACGUCACUCCAAAGCCCAGACCACCCAAUCAGUACGUUGAAACGAUAGUCUACGAAGAAGACAGCGAAUCAGAAUGUUCAGAGAUUAGCGAAUCUUACACGAAGGAAGAUCUCAACGAGUUAUGUUUGAUUAACAGCGAGGCGCUCGACUUUAUAAACAACAUACCUAGCGUCGAUACACCGCUGUGCCAUAAACAGAAUCAAAUGAAAAUCAAACCAUCAGGAUUCAUUGCCGACUUGACACAUCCAUUUGAAAGACCAUACUUUUUCAAUAGCUUCGGUUCCCUUUUGUCGACUUCGUUAAUGGAUAUAUUAUGCUCCAACCAGAAAAAUGACAAUUACGUAUGUUAUAUGGAUAACCUUAUAUCACAUGUGCAGUAUACUAUUGAAGAGCUGAAACGUAUAAGCAAUGGUGAAUAUCUGAGCGAGAGAACCAAGCGGAAGUGGAUAGAAAGUACGGAGGUAUUGUGUGCUAAAGCAGAAAGAAAUAAAUUUGAAAAGAAAAAAAGAGAGAAAACAGUCAAUAAUAAGAUAAUGUCCCAGCUUUUGAUCGUUCCAUAUGAAGAGCAUAAAGAUAUAAAAAUGCAUAAAGCGUUAAGCGACAUAAUAACUGGUAGAUCAGAAAUCAAUACAAAAGUUUUGAAUAACAUACUGCGGAAAAAAGUCGUUAUUGAUGUUCCGAAAGUAUUAAAAGAUCCUGUAGUUUCAAUCAAAGACCUUACAAUAGUCAAUUUCAUAAAAAAUGGUACAGAAAAUAAUUGCAUCCGCAGAGACAAAAUUUCUCACAAAAUUAUUACGUCAGAUCUCAGAUAUCCCAUUUUAACGUUAAGUUGCGGAAUCUUUAAUGUUUCAGUAUCAAUACAAAAUUUAAAUUUGCUCAAUAAUGAAAAAACAGAAACAAACAAUAAUUUACUUGCUAUAAAAUAUCAACCAAAUGAAAAUAACUUUAAAAAAGAAGAAAUUAAAGUUAUUGAAGAAAACUAUGAAUGCGAAGAAAAGCAAGAAAUAGGCAUAGAACAAAAUUGUGGGACUGACAUUCAAAAUUGCGACGAUAACCUUAUUGUCAAUGACGAUGACUCUUUUAAAUCAGAGCUUAAUUUUAUUGUCUGUAAAGAAAGCAUAGGAAGUUAUUUAGAAUCAAUAGCUACCCUAUCGUCAGACGUAAGCUUUCCUUCAACCGAUAAACGAGACGUAGAAAAUCAUUCAGCUACAUCUAUUUCUUUAGGUUGCUCUGUUCAACAAGUAAAUUCAAAACUAUAUUUAAAUAUCAAGACUGAUGGAAAUUUAAAAAUAAAAAAGAAGUCAUCGCCUACUAUUGUUAAAAUAAAAUCACCGUACGAAAAUAAUUCGCAUGAAUUAGAUGAAAAGAAGAGAAAAAGAUUACUGAAAAUCAGGGAGCGACGACAAAAAAUAAAAAAAAUUAAAGAAAAUGCAGGUCAAGCUUUAAACUCGGAAACCAAACUAAUACUUACUGGCAAAUCUUUUUCUUCCUUUGAAGAUAAGGAAAAUAAAAAGCGGUAUAAAAAGAGAAAAAAUAAAUUUACUGCCGUAAAACAUACAAAAAGUUAUAUGGAAAACAUGAAGCCGUUUUGUUCGGACUCGAGUAGUCCAAUCACCAUCAGGCAAUUUUCCCAAUUUAUGGAACCUUUAGUGAGCCCACAGGACUUCAAGAAUGAGAAAAAUAAUUCACAAAAGAUCACAAGUGAAGACAGUGCAAAUAAAGAAAACAAUUUUUUUACAAUUGAUUCCCAACAGGAAGAUGAGCUAGCAAAACUUGUUCGAAAUGAAUUAUACUCGCAAGCAGAAUAUAAUAAUCACAACAAAAAUAUAGCUGAUCUAUCAAAAUAUAAUCUAAACAAACCACCCGUUAAUACACCGAUCGAAAGUCUAUCCGAAUCUUCAAAAUCUUCGCUAUCAAAAGAGUGUAAAAAUAAUAUUGACAAACUGUAUACUUUUAUAAAAGAGCUAACGAAGAUAGAUAAUUCUGAUAACAAAGAAAUAGAAAAAAGAUUUACUACAAAUUGUACUGAAACUGUAAUUAUGCAAAAUAAUAUUGAGUCUAUCUCGGCGAUCGGUGAUGGUCAUAAACUAAACACAACAGAAGAAACAUCAACAACUCAACAUAGCCAUUACAAUUUAGAAAAAAUACCUUGGAGACAAUCAACUAACAAUAACAAAAGAAAAAUAGAAAUAGUCGCUCAUAUGCCAAAAGUUUCUUUACCGCCCAAAAAACAGACAGAAAAAUAUGAUAAAUCCGUUCGAAAUCCUCGAAAAAAUGACGAUCAGCAGCCAAAAGAUACUUUAAAAGCUAUUUCAGAACUCUUAUAUAAGAUUGAUUAUGUAAAAGGAAUGAAUCUCAAAACUGACAAAGUUACAAACGUCCCGAAUAAUACAUGUGAAACUGUAAGGCAAACUAAAAAAAAUACCCGUGAAACAGUAAAGGAGAGCAGAAGGAAGGUGCCAGCUUUAUCUUCUUCUAAAAUAGUAAAAUCAGAAGAUGUGAUGAAAGAAAAUAAUAACAUUUGCAAAGGAAACAUGUCUACAGUGAAGACUCAAACUACUGAAAAACUACAACCAAAACAACCAGAAAUUAAAAAAAAAGAGAAUGACCAAAAUAUUACAGAAAGUACCGAAGCAAAAGAAUCAAGUAAGGAGAGAGUACUUUGGCGUCCCAGGUUGGAUGCCCUAGCGCAGCCCAAAAAGACGCAUUUUGCUUUAAAUAAUAAAGGAGUCAAGAUACCCAAUACGACGCUAUCUGCUACUACUAGGCCUCAAAGAAACGCGUCGCUGAUACCACAAAGAAUUAAAAAUAUAAUAUCGCAAAAUAAAACACCACCACCACUUUCAAACUCUACUCUUGUAAAAGCAAGCCCAAGAACACAAGAAGAAGCAGAAUCCAAAUCACCACUCAGCAAUAGUUUCGAAAGAAAACGUCUUAAAUCUGAAAAUAAGUUGCAGAUCAAAAUUAAUAAUGAUCUUAACGCUUCAGGUUCCUUGAAGAAAAAUAUAGCGGAAAUUAAAAAUCGUGUCAAAUUCAAUUUGGAACCACAUUCACGAAAGCGUAAAGAGUUUAAAAAGUUACAGAAACCUACUAUUUCGGUGAUAAAAGAACAAGAUAAUUCCGGUGAUAUAAAUACUAUUCCAGAAUCUAAGAAAGAGGAUACUGAUCAAAGCAAACUUACAAUUGAAGCAAAUGAAUCAGUUGAUGUUAAUGUUCAAAAACCUCUAUUAGCCAACAACGAAGAUAAUGAAGUUUUAAGUCCGCUCAAAUCGACAAACGUUAUUUCAACGCAUUUGAAUCAGUCAAAAUCAGAUGAAAUCGUAUAUGGAUCUGAUUAUAAAAUAGAUGUAUUUGAAGAUGGAAACAUUAGUACAGCCGUAGCGAAUAUUUUCACUCGAAAUAUUACUGUCGCCAAUUCAAGAAUUUUUCACAAAAAACAUAACUUCCUCAAAUCACAGGGACAUAAUUCAUGUUCUCUUACUAGACUAGAGAAGAGACCGGGCCCGGUAAAUAGUCAAACUAUUAUUGACCAGACAGUGUUAAAAACAUUGUCUCCGAAUCGUUCAUUUCAACAAAUGUUUGUCCUACAAUCUGGAGAUACUGGCUCUCUGAUGCUUAAGUCUUCAUUGUCACAAGACAUAAAAACAUUGGACAUCGUACCUAAACUCUCUUUUCAAACCUUUACGAAAAGCAGCAUUGAUUGGACCCCACAAACGCUUUCAUUGCAUUACUUUCCUGCGAUGCAUUCUAUAAAAUAUUGCAAAUCUGGCAAAACGUUAAAUAAAUAUGCCCCUGAUACUUGCCAUAAAUCGAUAUGCAAAGGUUUCUUGACAAAAACUAGCGUUGAUAUUUUUCAUGACGUUGGUAAAGUAUCAAAUGAAAACCACGAAGAACCGAUAUCAGAAAACAUGAUACAGAGUAGGACAGAUUCGGUUUUGAAUGAUAUUUCUAAUGUCUCUCAGUUACAAAUAAUAAAUUCGAUUGAAAAUAGUGUAGACAAUACUGAUAGCGUUUUUACUUCUCUAUCCUGUGAUAGAAGCACAUCUAUGGAUAUUCUAGUGGAAUUGAUAAACGAAAUUAAAACUAUAUCAACAUAUCAUGCAAACAUUAGUCUUGAACAAAUCCUGAAACAAGCAACGGGAGAUAGAUUAAAGAACGAUGACAACAAAAUAUUAUCCGAAUUGGGUCUACUGAAAAAGUGCGAAUCCCAACCGAGUAUCCAUUCCUAUUUUGUUAAUGAUGAAUUUGAUGCUAAUGAGAAUAAACUCAUCCACGCUGAUAAAAACACAACAAAUGGAAGUAUGAAUUCUGGAAAAACUGAAGAUAAAGAAGUAUCAGCCUGGAUAAAAGAACAAGAAGAAACUGUAAAGCGUUGUACUGAUGUGCCGUCUCGACUUUUACCCGUAACCAUCACUGACAAUAGUGUUUCUGUGUCUACUUCAUCAACAUUCCUAAAUAAAGCAGUUGAGGCUUCAACUGCUACAGAAGUCAUACAUUCUGUUAAGAAAAUAAGACCAAAUUCGACUAAAAAUGUUAAUUGGGAUAGCACUAGAACAGCUUUUGUAGAUCAACAUCUGAAACUGAAGCGAGAUAUUUUAAUGUCUGUCUACUUCAUUUUGGUAUUGACCGUAUUCGUCGCAUUGACGUUCCCAGAUAUUCAAGCCCGCUUUUAACUAUUCAAAAUUGUUGAUUAUCUUAUCUUGUACAUGUUUUAUUUAUUACUAUA
This is a messenger RNA of Aricia agestis (brown argus), 4950 nucleotides long. RefSeq lists its product as uncharacterized. The record is from RefSeq and is a predicted model, not a curated record. NCBI's taxonomy places the organism in Eukaryota, Metazoa, Arthropoda, Insecta, Lepidoptera, Lycaenidae. The coding region runs from base 86 to 4897 and encodes 1603 amino acids. The transcript is spliced from 7 exons.